AUGGGUUCCCCGUUUUGGUGGCUGACAGCUAUUCACAUACUGACAUUUCAAUGCAGAUCAUGCCUGAUUACAGGUCAAUUUAUUAGCUCUCCUCCUAAUAGUUCCAUCAUUGGAGUCAUUGGAAAAGGGGUUGUUCUGCCCUGCCACGUGGUAGCGGAUAAUAUUCCUGAGGUAUUCUCUGUCCAGUGGAUAUUUCAUAAACAGUCUCAAAAAAUAACUGUGAGCAGAUAUGAUGGAAAGAAUAAAAAGGAGAAACAAGAUGAGACAUAUCAAGGCAGAACAGAAUUCUUCCACAGUGAAUUUAGAGCUGGCAACAUGUCGCUGCAUUUGAAGAAUGUCAGGAGCUCUGACAAAGGAUCGUACACUUGUGUGGUCUCUUUCAAUGACACGCACCAUGAUGCGUUGAUUGAACUGCAAGUGGCAGCUAAAGGUGGUGUGCCUUCCAUUUUCCUGAGGAGUCACAUCAAGCAGGGCAUUGGCCUCACCUGCCAUGCAAGUGGAUGGUUUCCUAAACCUGAGGUGAUUUGGCUGGAUGGCCAAGGACAAGUCCGGAAGGAGCUAUCGACCACAAAGAUGACAAUGAUGCCUGCAGGCCUCUACAGUGUCGUAACUUCCAUGAACCUAAAACCGGGCUCUGACAUGGAAGUCUCCUGCAGGAUAGUCAACAAUCUGCUAAAUACAACGAGGGAGUCGCGAGUCCUGAUCUCAGAUAUUUUCUUUCCCUCCAUUUCAAAAUGGCUGAUUAUCUUCCUGGUAAUUUUAUGUCUUAGCAUGGUCCUAAUUUCCACUGUAUUUUCUAAGCUGAGAAGUAAUCACAAUAAAACAGUUAUCUCAGUAAAAGUGAAGAUGGAAAUGGAGGAAGAAAAAAACCAACUGAAGUCAGUGUUAGGUCGACUGAAAGCAGAGCUGGAUUUCUGGGAAGCCCGGAGCCACGCAGUUCCCAUUACUGUGAAUCCUGACUGCCACGUCCUGGAGCUGGAGGUGCCAGGGGCUCCAGGUGUGGAGAGCAACGCGUCUGAACCUGCUGGCCCGAACGCUCCCUCCACAGUCCCUGUCCUGGUGGGGAAGGAAGGGUUUGCAGCUGGGAAACACUACUGGGAGGUGGAGGUGGGCCGGCAGCAGGACUGGGUGCUGGGGGUGGUGAGGGAGAAAGGGAGGCAGGAGGAGGAAAGGACCCUUCCUGGGAAGCACUACUGGGCUCUGCACAGCUCCCAGGGAGAGAUUUUCUCUAGCGAAGGAGACCGCAGGAUUGAGAAGCAGCAGAUGAGUUCUUCAGUGAUUGGUGUGCUUCUGGACUUGGAGGAAGGGCAAGUGAACUUUUAUGAAGCAGAGCAGAUGGGUGUCAUGGUGAGAAUGCCUCUAAGGCUUGGAAAGGAACCUGCAGAAAUGUUUUACCCAUUUCUAUCCAAAAGGGAAGGGACACUCAGACCUCUUAUCCGCCCGGUCUUGAUUCCUCUUCCAUUAAAGCUUCUUUAA
Gavia stellata (red-throated loon) is the source of this 1476-nucleotide messenger RNA. RefSeq names its product butyrophilin subfamily 2 member A1. The transcript is spliced from 10 exons. Gene Ontology annotation, molecular function: protein binding. Lineage: Eukaryota; Metazoa; Chordata; Aves; Gaviiformes; Gaviidae. The record is from RefSeq and is a predicted model, not a curated record. Bases 1 to 1476 code for a protein of 491 amino acids.